CUCAAGACAAAAUGGCCGACUAGAAGACACGAAAAAUUAAAAAGAAAGCACAAAAAUUACUGUAAAAAAUAUUUUUUCAUACCAAAACCAUGGCUCCAAUGAUUAUAAGAAUUCAGUCCAGUGAGGGAACCGUGAGAGUGAAAACCUCUUCUGAUGAAACACUGUCGACAUUUUUUAAAAAGAUUGAAACAGAACUCUCUCUUCCCAAGAAAGGCUGGACGCUGUACAAGAACAGAAACAAGACUGAAAAAAUUGAAAGCUCAACACGAAAGACUCUAGAUUAUAUAUCACUAAAACAUGGAGAUAUGUUAUUCAUUGACAAGUCCAAACUCUUGGAAUCAGAAGUUCCUUCUAAUGAGUCAUCAUCAUCAUGGACAUCAACUUCAAUUUCAUCAUCAUCAUCUCCUAGUGGUGCGUCAUCUAAUGAUGUCAAGGAAGAUGACAUUGAUGUGUUCCUGUUCAAAGAAGAUGGCCUUAUUCACAGAAAGAAGGAUCCUCACAUGUGUCACCAUGGAGACCAUAGUAAAUGUAUACAUUGCGUCCCAUUGGAGCCAUAUGAUGAAACAUAUCUAAAGGAACAUGAUCCUCCCAUCAAACACAUGUCUUUCCAUGCCUACCUAAAGAGACUCUGCCAUGGCACCGACAAGGGCAAGUUUGCAGUAGUUGAAGACAUCAGUUGUAAGAUCAAACCAGGAUGUACUGAACAUCCUCCAUGGCCAGGUGGAAUUUGUACAAAAUGUCAGCCAAGUGCUAUCACUUUGAAAAGACAGGAAUAUAGACAUGUGGACAACAUAUUGUUUGAGAAUCCUCUAAUUGUAGAACCUUUUCUAGAUUACUGGAGAAAAACAGGAAACCAGCGUAUAGGAAUCCUGAUUGGUCGAUAUGAGCAUCAUAAAGAAGUGCCCCUUGGUAUAAGAGCUGUAGUUGCAGCUAUCUAUGAACCUCCUCAGGAAUGUACCCCAGACAGUGUGGAACUUCUGGCAGACCCCAACAAUGACACAGUACAAAAAGUAGCAGCAGAUCUUGGCCUACAGUUUGUAGGUUGGAUCUUUACUGACCUUGUUCCUGAUGAUGUCAAGAAAGGAACAGUAAAACAGCUGCGCGGCAUUGAUACACACUUCCUGAUGGCAGAAGAGUGUAUCAUGGCUGGUCAUUUUCAGAACCAGUAUGCUUCUCCUUGCCGGUUUGCAUCUUCAGGAAAAUUUGGAUCAAAGUUUGUGACUGUUGUUGUUUCAGGUCAUGAAGGGAACCAGAUUGGUUUUGAUGGUUAUCAGGUAUCAAACCAAUGUAUGGCUCUUGUACGAGAUGACUGUCUGCUUCCAACCAUUGAUGAGCCAGGUCUUGGUUAUAUCAGGGAAUCAUCCACUGAUCAAUAUGUUCCUGACGUAUUUUACAAAGAUAAAGAUUCAUAUAACAAUGAAGUAACGCUCCUAGCAAGACCUAUGCCGAUAGAGUAUGUUCUUGUUCAGGUUUCAGCAGCUUUUCCAGUAGAACCUCAAUAUACAUUCCCAAGAAAAGGUGGUGUUUUUCCCAUUGAAAACAGAGAAAAUAUUGGAGAAUUUCAGAAUCUCGAUGCCAUCACAAAGCACAUGGCACAGUAUCAUCCUGGGGAAUUUCUAGAGGCCAUGACCAACUUUCAUUUACUGGUCUUCCUUGCAACCUGUGAUAUACUGCCGACAAAAAACCAAAUAACACCACUAUGCUUGGCCAUAAAGAAUCAAGAUGUAGGAGCAAUGCAUGACUGGAAGAAAAGUGAACACUGGAGAACUGUAGAAGAGAUUGUAGCAGCACAAGGAGCAUCUUCUGGACUUGAGGCUGGGUCAGGAGAUGUUGACAUGAGGGAUAUCAGUAAAACCUCAGCAGGUUCCUCAUGGACGUGUAAACACUGUACAUUUAUCAAUGAAUACAGAGAUUCCUGUGAGAUGUGUGGAUUACCCAGAAGCUGAUCCAACAAACAAACAAAUCAAAAAUAUAUUAAAGGACUGAUUCAUGUCACGCAUGACCACUAUCUCAUGUUUUGACAUGUUUUGAUGGACUGUCUGUCCAUAGCUAUAUCUGAAACUCCAAAUCUAGGUGCCAACUAUGCUCAAAAGUCCAGCAAUUCACAUUAUUUUUGACUUUGAAAAAUUAGAUUUUCAAUGUAAUUCCAAGCGAUUUGGUUGGACAGUGAAUUCUUUUGGAAAAUAUUUCACAAUCUUCUUGAUAGGGGGUUAAAAACCUAGUUUUUUUACAGACAUUGUUUUGGAAUAUUGCAGUAGCUGAUUGGAGAUUUAAAAUUAUGAACAUGAAUUCUUGAAAGCUACGCUUGACUUCCCAGAUUUACUGGUCACGCUUGACAUGAAUUAGGUGUAAAAAAGGACUGAUAGUCUCUCCAGCUACCACAGGGAGCCCAAGCAUGUGGUUUAUUUUGCUAUUUGAUAACACAUGCAUGAAGUGAUGUAUGUAAUUUUUUUCUUCUUCUGUGGUUUCUUUAGGUCAAGAGUUUGCCUGUCAUUCUUUACUAUUUUGAAAAGUAAAUGAGAAUUAUAAAUAGAUAAAUAAUUUCAAAAUUUCCAAACUGAGCAGACAUU
This is a messenger RNA of Actinia tenebrosa (Australian red waratah sea anemone), 2570 nucleotides long. Its product is annotated as nuclear protein localization protein 4 homolog. Gene Ontology annotation, biological process: ubiquitin-dependent protein catabolic process. Lineage: Eukaryota; Metazoa; Cnidaria; Anthozoa; Actiniaria; Actiniidae. Gene Ontology annotation, cellular component: nucleus. The record is from RefSeq and is a predicted model, not a curated record. Gene Ontology annotation, molecular function: ubiquitin binding; ubiquitin protein ligase binding.